CUGGUUGCUUAGAAGUGCGCGUGGAGAGGGAAAAAAAAUCAGAAGCGGGUAGUGUUAGCUGGGCAUCGAACCCAAGUCCUUCAGUUUUAUCUUACCAGAUAGCUGGGUAUACAUUUAAAAAAAUUAAAAAAAAAUAUAUAUAUAUAUAGGUAAUAGAUAUUAAAAAUGUCUCUCUCAGUGUCUACUCGGUAUUUCUCGGAGAAAGAAGUGGCAAGACACUGCACGAAGGAGUCCUGCUGGGUGCUGGUGGGGACGCGGGUGUAUGAUGUGACCGGCUUCCUGCGGAUGCACCCAGGCGGGGAGGCGCUGAUCUUACGCCGCUCUGGAAGCGACAUCAGCGGGCAGUUGGACGGACCUCCGCACCGGCACUCGCAGAACGCACGGCGGUGGCUGGAGCAGUACUACAUUGGUGAAAUAGACAGGGACUGUACACAGUUUCACACACAGACACUAAGACAGCGGGGAAACAAGCCAGAAGCUCCAGAUGGUACAGAAGAAGCUUCAGCCAUCAACAAAUGCAGCAAAGUCGAUGAUGAAACAGAUCUGGUGGACUGGAGGAAGCCCCUUGCCUGGCAGGUGGGAUAUUUGGGAGAGAAAUAUGACGCCUGGGUCCAUCAGCCCGUCGAUCGACCCAUUCGUCUCUUUGAGUCUGACUUCUUUGAAGCCAACACCAAGACCCCAUGGUACAUGGUGCCAGCUGUUUGGAUGCCUCUGGUUAUUUACCUGAGCUGGUACUGCUACAGCUUGUUGGCACAAGGAAGCACUAGACUGUGUAUUACAUCAGAGUACUCCUUUUUGAUCCACAAGUACUGGUUCCCAUUCCUCUUCCUGCUCGGGAUGUUCAUCUGGUCCUUUCUCGAGUACUGUAUCCAUCGCUUCCUGUUCCACAUGCGCCCUCCAGCCCACAACUAUUAUCUCAUCACACUUCACUUCCUCCUCCAUGGUCAACACCAUAAGUCUCCAUUCGAUGGCUCUCGUUUGGUGUUCCCUCCUGGCAUAGCAUCAGUCGUUAUUGGGGCAUUUUACGUGAUUCUCCGCAAGGUACUGCCUGAAGGUUUAGGUACAUCUCUGUUCGUCGGUGGUCUCUGUGGUUAUGUUGUUUAUGACAUGAUCCACUACUACUUGCACUACGGUUCACCACGCAAGGGCUCCUACCUGUACAGCCUGAAGGCUUACCACGUCAAACACCACUUUGAACACCAAAGAGCAGGUUUUGGCAUCACUACCACAUUCUGGGACCAUCCCUUUAACACAGUUAUUCCAGAGCAGACGUUUUAACCUCACCCUCUGUUGUCACAAGUGCCCUAUGCAAGGCCACCCCUCCCGAACCCCCAGCAAUUAUUGUUUUUCUCAGAGCUUAUGCUCUGCUGCUUUGCCCACAAAAAUUGAUCCAAGCUGCUCAUCAUCAUCAUCAUCAUCAUCAUCAUCAUUAUUAUUAUUAUUGUCACCAUUGUCGUCGUUGACACCACCAUCAUGACCAUCAUGAUCAUUUAUCUGCCGGUUUAGGGGAGGGCACAGCCCAGACUGAGUCUAUGUUGGGAUAUACGCAUGUACAGGCAUAUAAUAUUGAAAGAAAUCUAAUUUUAAUAAUAUUGGAUUAAAACUGUUUUUUUUUUUUUUUUUUUGUAGAGGCACUGAGACGUCCAUGACCACUUUUAACCCCCAUAUUAUUGCGAUCUAGAUAGAAAGAUUAAGUUAAGUGUGAGAAGGUGUGUGAACGUGAGGAGAGAGUGAGUGAGUGAGCGAGUGAAUGAAUGGUUUUUAGCUGUGGCGUGGAUCUGAAUGGAAGUGAACGUAAGGACCCUUGAUGGCUGUGGAAGUCACUGCCAGAGAGGGAAUACUCAGGAACGUGCUCUAAAUCCCACCAUGCUUAUGCCAGGCUCGUCAGUGUUGCUGCUGUUAUAUAGGAAGUUUCCCGAACUGUGCUUUCUGUCUCCGUUUUCCUUUCUAAUUUCCACCUUGUUAUUCCUGAUCCCUUUUAAAAAGAAAAGAAAUUUGUGAAUUAUUCUCAAAAACACAAGUUCUUCACAUUGAGUGUCAUGUCUUGUUCUUGGGGUGGGUUUUUUUUUUUUUAAAGCUCUGGGGAUUCUUUCUGUGGAAGCCAGCCUGCUAGUGGACUGUGCUGCUUCAUAUUGUACCAUUUUGUGUUUUUUUUUUUUAAAAGAGAUAUGCCAAGUGAUCUACCAACAGAACAAGAUCCUCUCUAGGGAGCAGCCAUAGCCAUUAAGUUCUUGUGUAACCUAUUAUUAAAAACAUUCAGAGACAUUAACUGUGAUGCUUCCAUAGAAAUGUCAGGAGCAAGCAAUGGCCCUUGGGCUUGCUGAUCAGGAAAAGCGGGUGUGUUGUCAUAGCUGCUGAAUCUGAACCCUCGGGGGGGCGUGAAGCCGCGUGUUCGGGGAUCUCCUCCGGUAUGGGGGUUGCCCGGCAGAGAGUUUAGAUGAGGUAGACGUGGCCGAGGCAACCCCUUUUCUGGGUUGAUGAUCAUUAGUGUCUGACCAGGCUGUGAACGGAGGUCCUGUUCACCAUCUCGGGCUGAUCUCUCGUUGGUUCACGCUUGAAUCCAUGUCCUGUCCAGCAGUGUCACUCUUCACUAUGUCUCACAUUCCGUCCCGAUUAGCAAACGUGUUCUGUGUCUUUGCGUUUCUUGGUGCGUAUUAGCCUCUUGUUGAGCUUUUUGUACUGGAGUGGAGUCACUACAUGCCUGUCUGAAUUCAAGGAAUGUUCUAUUCAGGUCAAAAGGAGACUGUGGCCUCACUUGCGUCCUUUAUCUGCUGCACAACAACCAUCUGUCAGUGGUGGUAACAUGAUUAAAUGUUUUGUAAGGCUACAGUCUCCCCAGUCUGUCCUUGUUCACUUGAUGGCCAAAAACGACAGAGGGAAUGUUGAAUCUGUGUAUUAAAAUGUCCCCGAUGUGCUAUAAAGGGCAUUCCCUACCUCCCUGUUCCUUCCUACACUCAAAUCAUGUAAUUAGUCCGUGGGAUGUCAAGAGGUGGGUACAUUUUGGGCUGAGGUUAGAGAUGUUUGAUUGGGCUAUACAGCUCAAAUAAGGUAUCUGGUUUUGGAAGCAUUAAUGUUGAUUUAUUAAGUAGUCAUGCCAUGGCACCUUCCUGUCUCUGAUGAAAUAGGUCACACUGAGGGCAUCAAUGCGGUGGGUUCUACUGGUUUGAUUAAAGUAAUAACAGUAAAUAGAUUUACAUAUGUUUACCUGUAAACAAAGUUUGAAAGUUUAAUUCAGAAAAAAAACAUCUUUAAAUUGAAAAGCUUAAAAAAAAACCCCUGAAAUGCCUCUAAUACAAAUGAAAAUCUGUUUACUACUAUAUAUUUUUAUGUUGCAAAAUUCUAUGCAAAUGUACUUGUAAAUAAAUGUGUGUAUAUUUCUGAUGAA
Molecule: messenger RNA, 3385 nt
Organism: Neoarius graeffei (lesser salmon catfish)
Lineage: Eukaryota; Metazoa; Chordata; Actinopteri; Siluriformes; Ariidae
Gene: fa2h
Product: fatty acid 2-hydroxylase
Exons: 7
Coding region: 166-1278 (370 amino acids)
Biological process (GO): fatty acid metabolic process; lipid biosynthetic process
Cellular component (GO): membrane; endoplasmic reticulum
Molecular function (GO): heme binding; fatty acid 2-hydroxylase activity; iron ion binding
Source: RefSeq, a predicted model, not a curated record